Synchiropus splendidus (mandarinfish) is the source of this 2582-nucleotide messenger RNA. RefSeq names its product arrestin domain-containing protein 3-like. The transcript is spliced from 6 exons. Lineage: Eukaryota; Metazoa; Chordata; Actinopteri; Syngnathiformes; Callionymidae. Bases 105 to 1049 code for a protein of 314 amino acids. Gene Ontology annotation, cellular component: plasma membrane; cytoplasm. Gene Ontology annotation, biological process: protein transport. The record is from RefSeq and is a predicted model, not a curated record.
CACGCGUGCGCACUGGGCGUCCUGUUGCUCGCUCUGUUUUUGUCUGGAAGCCUGACGUGAAUAGUGGCGUUAUCACUGCUAACGAUCAACUUAUUAAAAAAAAGAUGUUCGAGCAGACUUUUAAGAAUUUCACCAUCAACUUCAACUCGGUGAGCGAGCGCUUCACGGUGUCCAGUGGCGACAUUGUAACGGGGCAGCUCGGCUUUGACCUGACGAAGGACACCAGCAUCAACUCCAUAACCAUUAAGAUUGUUGGACAGGUCAACGUCCACUGGAGCUCCGGGAGCAGCAAAAACAGGAGGCAUUACUCCGCCAAGGUGGAGUACUUUAAACUCAAGAGCAACUUACUGCAGAACGGCGCUGUGUCGAGUGCUGCUGCAAAACUCCGCCCUGGUAGAUACGCGUAUCCCUUCACCUGCCACAUCCCCCAUGGGGAUUUCCCCUCAAGUUUUAAAGGAGCCUUUGGAGAAAUAAAGUACACCUUUAAGGUGAGCAUCAGCAGAAGCUGGCAUUUGGAUAAGGACUUUGCAACUGAUUUGGACUUUGUCAACCGCAUCAAUAUGAACCAGCCGGACCUGUGGUCUCCUAUGUCAGGUGCCAACAGCAAAACCUUGUGCUGCCUCUGGUGUGCCUCAGGACCGAUCACCAUGGAUGCCAGAUUAGAGAAGAAAGCAUUUGCACCAGGUGAGGUAGUGAAAAUAUUCUGUGAAUUUGGCAACGCAUCGUCUCGUGUGGUGACCCCGACAGUCAAGCUGCAGCAGAAGCAGAGCUUUUUCACACAUAACCGAGUAAGCAGCAGGCUGCAUUUCAGAACCUUGGCCUCAGAGACAGGGCAGCCCCUCAACCCUCACGGGUCUGCGGUCCACACGAUGCUCAUGUUGACCAUCCCUGCCGAUGCUUCACCCACUAUCUCCAACUGUAGCGUCCUGGUGGUGGACUACGUGAUUGAGUUGUCCCUCCGCAUGACAGCAUCAUCUAAUCUUGUGGUGAUCUUUCCCAUCAUCCUCUAUGAACCUCCUAUGAUGACCCUCCCGCCACCGUACUCGUGAGUGUGUCAGUGAUGGCCAUGAGAUGUGCCAGCUAGGUAAUAAGAAGUCGGAGCAUAAAUACGCCUUAUUAUUAGAGGAUCCUUGUAUUCUUGAAUGUUUACACAUAGUCACUUUGCUGCCUUUAGUAGUUGUUAUCGCACCUCUUUUCCGUCACAAUCCAAUUUAUCAGUGUUCCUGAGACGUUUGUGUCAUGAAAUGUAUCCUGAUGUUACUUGUGUUUUAAUUGGAGCUUUUCUUGCUCAGGGAUUGUUCAGGAAAAUUAUGUGAACGUUUAGCUUUCAUUCAUGUUUCUCAAUAUGCCUAUGAAUUUGUAUUUAAACAGCCGACUGACUGGGAGUCAAAAGUAGUUUGUUUGUUUGUUGGCUAUCUGAAUAACCAUGUGUCUUUUCUUGCCCUGGUUUCUGCCACGGAAGCUGCCUAACAUAUAACAAUGUGUCAAUCCUGCAACAUGUGCAGUGUUUUGUGGAAUUUACAAGUGCACUUUAUCUUUAAAAAAAAAUGAUGGGCUUGUCCACGGCAUCCAUCAUCUCUCGCACGGUGAAGCUGCAGUUGGCUUCAGCAACUCACCGCCUUUUAUUACCUGGCAGUGAUGAAUAAGCAUUUCAUAGCCAUCAGAAUGAGCCUCAUUGCCGGUAAUGAACCGCAAUGUUAGUCUUGUUCAUGAUAAGUAAACAACACAAAGCAGUGCCAAGUAGAUGUAGAGGCGAGUGGCACUUCUCUUAUGUUGUUAUUGAGGACAGAUAUGUGCAGUAGAUAUGUGAGUACAUUUGUUGCAGCAACAGCCAGACGUGUGAUGUAAAAAGCUCUUCCAACUUGGGUGAAGGAUGUCUACACUUCACACUGCAUGAAAAGGGGCAUUUCACAGAGUCUAUGGGAAUGGUUUAUGCCGUUCAACCCACAACAGAAGAAAGUUGGUGCAGCCUUGACCUUCAUAGGCUAAUGUAACGGUCAUGCUAUACACAUGUCAUUAUUACCAGUUGAAGAUUUUAUUUGAAUAGUUUAUUUAUCACCGCUUCUUUGGUUGCAUACUUUUAUUUUGAGACAGCACUAUUACUUCCUUCACACCGGAAAUAAACACAUCCUUUCAAAGACUUGACAAAGCGUCAUACUUGUAGCACACAGUUCUUGGGGUUGGACUGCAUUAAAAAUGAAUCUCCAUAAUAAGAGGUUUUAGAAUUCACCCCAAUAGUUGAUGAUCAAAUGUUUUUUAGUUCAUGGAUGUGCAGAGAUGAAUCAUUUCUGAUGUUCACUGAUCUCAGUUGGUCCACAUUCUUCUAUUACAUUAGCAGAAAUUUCAGGGUUCUUUUCUGUUUAGUUGCACCCAAGUGACUGAUUUUAUCCCAGUUAACUGCUGGUGUGAAGAAAAAAGAGGCAGAAAUGAUAUAAAAUGUUUUUCACUACACUCCUUUUCAACCUCAAUAAAAUAUAUGACAAAAUGAUGCCUUCACGGUCAUUAAUGUAUCAGAAGCAGUGUCUUAUAAUGCAAAGAAGUGUUAUAUACAUGUCCAAUAUCAUUACUGUGCGCAGAUUGGA